GGGCAUGAUACCCUCCUCACUUCAUGACAAGGCUGAAGCUAAUGACUCCUUAGUCACCCCGCAGACGCAUCUAGACCAAACUAUGCUCUGUACGUUAGAUGUGUCUGAAGCCUUAGAAGACUUAGAAGGCGAGUGGUCAAACAAGGAUCCUCGCGAGUCUUGGAUGGCACUCAAGAAGGGUCCUAGAGGGGAACAUUUCGUGGUGGAAGUGGAUGUAAGAGGCCGAAUAUGUGGUGCCUUCAUAGAUAUCGGAUCCACACGGAAUUAUAUAAGCCGCGACUGUUUGGAAAGGCUGCACCUACAAGACCGGGUACGGCACCUUAGUAGACCAGUAGCAUCUACUUUGGCCAACAAGGAGCGCAUGAUAGUGACAGACUACAUCAAGGACGUAGUUUGUACCUUCUCCUAUGGAGGAGGUGAGCUUAACCAUAAGAUCUCGUUCUUGGUUAGCGACGACUUGCCAUUCGAUAUGCUGUUAGGCAUGUACUACCUCGAAGUUGCUAAGCCCCAGUUCGACUGGGACAAGAAGGUGCUCAAACACAAGUUGCCCGAUGGCCGAACUGUCAGAUGGACCAAGUUCAAGGCCAGUAGUAUUAAAGAUACCUAUGGCUGCUUGUGCGCAUCCUCGUUCUUCAACUAUUAUAAGCAAAACCAAAAGGAGGGUAUGUACCUUGUUUAUGCCUCUGAGAAGGGGGAGGCCGUUAAAACACCCCCAGGGAUAGAAUGCGUCGUUGCUAAGUUCCCUGAUCUGUUCGAAGAGCCCUCAGGAGUUGUUGAUAGGGAAGUCGUCCACGCUAUAGAAAUCAUUCCAGGGAGUAAGACCCCAAAGGGAAGGAUCUAUAGGAUGGCCUCUGCCGAGUUAGAUGAACUUCGGAAGCAACUAAAGGAGCUGACAAAGAAGGGAUGGAUUCGGCCUAGUACUUCCCCUUACGGAUCUCCCGUGCUAUUCGUACCGAAGAAGGGGGGUACUUUGAGGAUGUGCAUUGAUUAUAGAGGCCUCAAUGCCAUCACAGUGAAAAACGCAGAGCCUCUACCUCGCAUAGACGACCUAUUGGAUAGGGUGCAGGGAUGCAAGUACUAUAGCAAGAUAGACUUGAAAUCCGGAUAUCACCAGAUCGCAAUCAGACCUGAGGACCAACACAAAACAACUUUUCAGACUCGUUAUGGUCUGUAUGAGUUUGUAGUGAUGCCCUUUGGUCUUUGUAAUGCGCCGGGUACGUUCCAGCACGCUAUGAAUCGGAUCUUCCAUGACCAUUUAGAUAAGUUUGUUGUGGUAUACCUUGACGACAUUCUGAUCUUCAGUAAGUCUGCCGAGGAGCAAGCACAACAUGUUGAGACAGUUUUGUCACUCCUGCGACAACACAAGUAUAAGGUCAACUUAGAGAAGUGUGAAUUUGGUCGCACUAAGAUACUACACUUGGGUCAUGAAGUAUCCGCGGAGGGAAUUAGGCGGGAAGAUGCAAAGGUGGCUAGUAUUCGAGACUGGCCACGACCUCAGAUAGUCACUGAGUUCAGGUCAUUCCUAGGAAUGUGUGGCUACUAUAGAAACUUCGUUAAGAACUAUUCUGCAGUCGCCUCUCCUUUGACUGAUCUAACUCGACAUGACACACCGUGGGACUGGAGUGAUGAGUGCGAGGGUGCUUUCAAGAGAUUGAAGAAUGCACUCAUGAAUCAUGAGGUCCUCAUGGUUCCCGAUCCGCAGAAGCCAUUCAUAGUGACCAUUGACGCAAGCCAAUACGGCAUUGGCGCGGUGCUGGCUCAGCAGGAUGGGAAAAAGUUGAGACCGAUUGAGUACAUGAGUAAGAAGAUGUCAUCAAAGAAGUUGGGUAAGUCCACCUACGAAACGGAACUCUAUGCUCUCUACAAGGCACUUGUCCAUUGGAGACACUUCCUUUUGGGAAGGUUCUUCUAUCUGAGGACUGAUCAUCAGACCCUCAAAUGGACCAAGACUCAACCGGCUCUUUCUGAUGCACUCAAGCGAUGGAUUGAUGUCAUAGACCAAUAUGACUUCAAGCUUGAGUACCUGAAGGGAGAGUACAACAAGGUUGCAAACGCGCUAUCCCGUAGAGCAGACUACCUAGGUGCGCUAGUUUCUGACUUUGGCGUAUCUAAUGAAGUAACUCAAUCAUUGGUGGGAGCCUAUCAGGAAGACCCUGUCACGAUGGACAUCAUCCGCAAACUUCAGGCAAAAGACAAGGCCACAGAAAGGCAGAGUGUUUCCAUGUAUUUCAUGGACACCCUGGUAACUAGCAAGAGUGGUAAGAGGCACAUCUUCGUCAUCAUAGACCGAUUCACCAAGUACGCUAGACUAGUUGCCAUGCCAGAAAGUGCGAGGACUGACCACGUCAUCAAGUUGUUUAAGGACAACUGCGUGCGGGACUUUGGUUUACCAAAGACUAUCGUUAGUGAUAGAGACGUCCGAUUCACAAGUGAGCUAUGGAAGAAGACUGCGGAACAAAUGGGCAGUCAACUUCAGAUGACUUCAGGGAAUCAUCCCGAAGCCAACUGACAAGCCGAACAAAUGAAUAUAGUUGUA
Messenger RNA from Chara braunii, 2536 nucleotides. The record is from the annotation of a GenBank genome assembly. Lineage: Eukaryota; Viridiplantae; Streptophyta; Charophyceae; Charales; Characeae.